Rangifer tarandus platyrhynchus (Svalbard reindeer) is the source of this 2076-nucleotide messenger RNA. The record is from the annotation of a GenBank genome assembly. Lineage: Eukaryota; Metazoa; Chordata; Mammalia; Artiodactyla; Cervidae.
AUGUGCUUCUGGACAAAGCCUUCUGUAUCCUGGGUGCCCUUGUUCCUUCUACUCAGCCUUGAUCCCUCGACUGAGACAGAAAAACCCUCAACUCAGGACAGCAGCAGUACUUGGAGUCCAGGGCAACUGACGGAAGUUCUACGGGUUCUCUCUGCUGAUGACCCCCGUCCCCUGAACCACUCAAGAAGCCUCAUCAGAACAUUGCUGGAGAAAACUGGAUGCCCACGGAGGACAGAUGGAAGGCAAGGAGAUUGCAAUCUGUGCUUUGAACCGGAUGCCCUGUUACUAAUAGCUGGAGGAGAUUUCGAGGAUCAGCUCAAAGAGGAAGUGAUCCAGCGAGUUUCUCUUCUCCUCCUCUAUUACAUCAUUCAUCAGGAAGAGAUUUGUUCUUCUAAGCUCAACAUGAGUAAUAAGGAAUAUACAUUUUACCUGCAUAGCCUUCUCAGCCUCAGGCAGGAUGAAGACUCCUAUUUCCUUUCACAGAAUGAGACGGAAGAUAUUCUGGCUUUCACCAGGCAGUACUUUGACACUUCCAGAAACCAGUGUAUGGAAACCAAAGUGCUGCAGAAAAAAUCUGGAAUCCUAAGCAGUGAUGGUGCUGAUGAAAACACCCUUCCCCAGUUGGCAGCAACAAUCAUUGCUUUGUCCCUCCAAGGCAUUUGUCUGGGACAAAGAAACUUGCCUCCCCCAGACUAUUUUACAGAAUACAUUUUCAGUGCCUUGAAUAGUACGAAUACUCUUCACCUAUCCGAACUAGACAAGCUCCUCAACACUCUCUGGACUAAAAGUACCUGUAUCAGAAAAGAUAAAAUCCAUCACCUUAGAAGGAAACAAAACAGCCUAACAAUUCAUGAUGGAGACUACCCUAAUCUAUCUGUAUCCAUGGACCCAGAAUCAGAAGAUGGUCCAAUUUCCUGGGAUCAGACUUGCUUCUCUGCCGGGCAGUUGGCGAACAUAUUUCUACAGAACAAGCGUUCACCCAUUUCUAAGGAGGACUUUAAGCAAUUGAGUCCAGGAAUCAUUCAGCAAUUGCUCAGCUGUUCUUGCCAGCUGCCCCAGAACCAACAAGCAAAGAUGGCACCCACCACGCUGGAGAAAUAUGGCUACAGCACUAUGGCGGUGACGCUGCUUACGCUGGGCUCCAUGCUUGGGACGACACUGAUCCUUUUCCACAGCUGCGAGGAGAACUACAGGCUCAUUUUACAGCUGUUUGUGGGCCUGGCUGUUGGGACACUUUCUGGGGAUGCUCUGCUCCACCUCAUCCCUCAGAUUCUUGGCUUACAUAUGCAGGAAACCUCAGAGUUUGGACAUUUCUAUGAAAACAAAGGGCAUAUUUGGAAACUGUUGGGAUUAAUUGGAGGCAUCCAUGGAUUUUUCUUAAUAGAAAAAUGUUUUAUUCUUCUUGUAUCACCAAGUGCCGAGCAGGACAUGUCAUUGGUUAACGGGCAUGUGGCGCAUUCCCGCCAUCUUGCAUUCAACCCUGAAUUAAGUGACCAGUCAGGCAGAGGCAAAUCUGCUUCAACUAUCCAGUUGAAAGGCCCAGAAGAUGCACAGGCAGCUGAAAUUUCUAUACCUAGUCUGAACACCCCCAACAGAAAAUGCAAAACCAUUAGCUUGCUAGCAAUAAUGAUUCUGGUUGGGGACAGCCUGCAUAAUUUUGCAGAUGGCCUAGUAAUAGGAGCAGCCUUCUCCUCUUCGUCUGAGGCGGGAGUGACCACGACUAUUGCUAUCUUGUGUCAUGAAAUUCCCCAUGAAAUGGGAGACUUUGCUGUGCUCCUAAGCUCUGGACUUCCUGUUAAGAUUGCCAUCCUGAUGAAUUUUAUAAGUGCUUUAACUGCCUUCAUAGGACUGUAUAUUGGCCUCUCAGUAUCAACGGAUCCAUGUAUUCAAAACUGGAUCUUAACAGUUACUGCCGGGAUGUUUUUAUAUUUAUCCUUGGUGGAAAUGCUUCCUGAAAUGACUCAUGUUCAAACACAGCGACCCUGGUUGAUGCUUCUCCUGCAAAACUUUGGACUGACCCUAGGUUGGCUUUCUCUCUUCCUCUUGGCUAUAUAUGAGCAAAAUAUUAAAAUAUAA